This is a messenger RNA of Austrofundulus limnaeus, 3129 nucleotides long. Its product is annotated as gamma-aminobutyric acid type B receptor subunit 2. Gene Ontology annotation, biological process: gamma-aminobutyric acid signaling pathway; G protein-coupled receptor signaling pathway. The coding region runs from base 433 to 2982 and encodes 849 amino acids. Lineage: Eukaryota; Metazoa; Chordata; Actinopteri; Cyprinodontiformes; Rivulidae. The record is from RefSeq and is a predicted model, not a curated record. Gene Ontology annotation, cellular component: G protein-coupled receptor heterodimeric complex; membrane. The transcript has 21 exons. Gene Ontology annotation, molecular function: G protein-coupled GABA receptor activity.
GGUCUGUGUCAGGUGGGUCUGUAUCAGGUGGGUCCGUCAGGUGGGUCUGUGUCAGCAGGUCCCCUCAGUCCUCAGCUGCUCACAGCUCUGAGGAUUACUGCAGCUCUGUGCAGGAUCAGGGUCUGCAGGAGGACCACAGGUCUGCAGAACCACAGGUCUGCAGGAGGACCACGGGUCUGCAGGAGGACCACGGGUCUGCAGGAGGACCACAGGUCUGCAGGAGAACCACAGGUCUGCAGGAGAACCACAGGUCUGCAGGAGGACCACAGGUCUGCAGGAGGACCACAGGUCUGCAGGAUCAGGGUCUGCAGGAGGACCACAGGUCUGCAGGAGGACCACAGGUCUGCAGGAUCAGGGUCUGCAGGAGGACCACAGGUCUGCAGGAUCAGCAGGAGGACCACAGGUCUGCAGGAUCAGCAGGAGGACCACAGGAUGGUCUGGACUGGACAGGUUCAGGGGGCGUUAAAGCUGCUACUGUUGGUCUGGCUGAUAGUUGCACCGGUUCUGACCCGGGUCCGGCACCCCGUCCCUGUUCUGUGGAUGAUGCCAACCGGCUCCGGGUCAGGGAGGGAGAACCUGACAGCAGGACUGGUCCCAGCGGUCAGACUGGCUCUGCAGGACCUGCAGGACCAACCAGAACCUCUGGGGAACUAUGAGAUCCAGCUGCAGCUGCUGGACUGUCAGUGCGAUCCUGCUGAAGCCCUCAGAGUCCUGUUUGACAGCAUGUGGGCGGGGCCCAGGUACCUGCUGGUGUUCGGGGGGGCGUGUCCAGCGGUGACGGCGCUCAUGGCUCGUGCGCUGCCUGCCCUCAGCCUGGUGCAGGUGUCCUUCGUGGCCCCGCCCCUCAGCCUGUCCAACAGGAAGCGGCACACGAACCUGUUGAGCACGGUGCCGUCGGUGCGAGCCCUGAACCAGGCGGUGGUGAAGCUGCUGCACAGGUACAGGUGGAGGAGAGUCGGGCUCAUCACCGGAGACCGUCCUGGACUGGCUGAGAUGAAGAAGGAUCUGAUCCGACAGCUGCUGAAGGCCGACGUUCAGCUGGCCGCCGCAGGAAGCUUCUCUGACGACGCCUGCGGCCGCCUGAAGGAGCUGAAGGAUGGAGACGUUCGGAUCAUCAUCGGGCAGUUUGAAGACAGCUCAGUGUCUGAGGUGUUCUGCUGUGCCUACAGGCUGAACCUGUUCGGACCUCGGUACCAGUGGAUUUUAGCAGCUGAAGGAUCAGCUGAAUGGAGGCUGGGAUGGCAGCCGUCAGGUUGUUCUGCUACCAGCCUGCUGACGGCUGCAGAUGGCUCCUUCAGGAUCCAGAUCAGACGCUUCAGCACCACAAACACCCCGGGAGCCUCUGGCCGGACUCCCCAGGACUACCAGGAGUCCUACCUCAAACAGCUGGUCCAGGAGGGGUCAGAGGUCAACCCGCUCCACGCCUUCGCCUACGAUGCGGCGUGGGUCGCCGGCGCCGCCCUGAGCCAGGUGAUGGAGGCGGUCAGACUGCGAGAGAAGUACGGUGCUCAGGUGACGGUCAGCGAGGAAGAGGAGGUGAAGAUGCUGCUGGAGGCCGUGAAGAACAUUCAGUUUGAAGGAGUCACGGGUCCAGUUUCCUUUCGGAACGGGGAGAGGAUGACAACAAUGGAGCUGAUCCAGUUUCAAGGUAACAGCGGUGUGUUGGUUGGAGAGUUUAACACGACGACUCAGCAGCUCCGACUGAUGAACCACCUGCUGAAGUUCAAAGGUCCAGGACCAGCCAAAGACCAGACCUUGGUCCGUCUGCAGCACCGGCCCGUCAGCCUCUUCCUGUACUUCAUCAUGUCAUCAGCUGCUGCCGUCAUCAUCUUCAUCACUCUGAUGGUCCUCUGCUUCGUCAUCAUCAACCACAGAUGCUGGUCUGGUUCCUUCCAGGACCAGUUUCUCCUGCUGGGCCUCCUGCUCUGCUCCUCCUCUGUGCUCCUCUCUGGACUGGACGAGACCUCUCUGUCUGACGAGGUGCUGGACGUUCUCUGCUCCGCCCGUCUCUGGACUCUCUCAGUGGGUCACUCUGUGGGCUUCAUGGUUCUGUUCACCAGAAUCUGGACACUGUACUCUGCCUGCAGCAUUGAGCCCAAGCCCAUAGGCUGUGCUCUGAUCUGGGUUCUCCUGCUGGACCUGUUGGUUCUGAGCUCCUGGCAAAUCCUGGAUCCACUCAGACGGGUGGUGCUUCAUCACAGCACAGAGGAGUACCUGGACGAUCAGGACGUCAUCCUCCGCUUGUUUUCUGAGCGCUGCAGCAGCAACAACAUGGAGCUGUGGUUGACUGCUGUCUGUGGAUACAGAACACCUCUGCUGGCUCUCGGCUGUUUCCUGGCCUGGACCAUCAGAUCCUGGGACCUGGGUCCAGCGGGCGCCAGCGGUAAGCUCCUCCCCCUCAGUAUGUUGGGCGUGACGGCGUUCAGCGUGUCGGGCGUGUUGGCCUCGCUGCUGACGUCCCAUGAUCCUCCUCUUCAGUUCUGUGUGAGCAGCAUCCUCAUCCUCAGCUGCAACCUCUUCAUCCUGGGCGGGCUGUUCGGACCUCAGAUUUUUUCUGUUUUGUGGAGCAGAAAGGAGCUGCAGGAAGAAGCUGCAGAUGAGGAAGAGGAGGAGCAGCUGAGGAGGUCCAACCAGGAGCUGAGGAGUCAGGGAGCUCAGCUGGAUGUUCUGAUAGAAACCAUCACCAUGCAGCUGGCUGAGAUGUUUCAGGAUGAAGCUGGAGGAAAACCUGCAGAAGCUGGAGUUCAGUCUGUGACUCAUGAAGCUCAGAUCUGUUCUCCAAUCCAACACCUGCAGAGAAAAACUUCUAGUCCUGACGACAUCAACUCUCCUGAACAAGUUGGGCGUCGUCUGUCCGUCCAGCUGCCCAUCCUGCAUCAUUCCUACCUGCCCCUCAUUGGUGGCAUCAGCACCAGCAGUUCCAGCCAGUUCAGCAGCCAAGAUGUGUUUUUUCCCCAUCACGACAACUUCCUGUAUGCCUGACUGGACAACAGAAUGACCUCGUUACUGAAAACCAGAGUCCAGAUCUACGGCAGAAAGAAACAAUUAUUUACAUUAUAAAUAUUUAAAUUUGUUUCUGCUAUAAAACUGUUUCCUUCCUUCAAAAAAUAUUUAAAACGUUAAAUGUUU